Molecule: messenger RNA, 2612 nt
Organism: Lineus longissimus
Lineage: Eukaryota; Metazoa; Nemertea; Pilidiophora; Heteronemertea; Lineidae
Product: malate dehydrogenase, cytoplasmic-like
Exons: 8
Coding region: 116-1108 (330 amino acids)
Biological process (GO): malate metabolic process; tricarboxylic acid cycle; oxaloacetate metabolic process
Molecular function (GO): L-malate dehydrogenase (NAD+) activity
Source: RefSeq, a predicted model, not a curated record
CCUGCUGAGUAAAUCUACCUCCGACCUUCGGCUGACCGUAGCGACAUUGGCACCCGGCUCUUCUAAUUUUUCCACUUUAAUUGCGGUAUCUGUAUUCAUUCAGCUAAAGAUCACAAUGGCUGAACCACUCCGUGUUGUAGUAACUGGUGCUGCUGGUCAAAUUGCCUAUGCAUUGUUGUUCAACAUUGCCAAAGGGGAUGUCUUUGGUGACCAGCGCAUGACACUUGUCCUUGUAGACAUUCCACCAAUGAUGGGAGUUGUUGAAGGUGUGGUCUUGGAACUCCAGGACUGUGCUCUGCCGCUUGUCGCAGAUGUGGUCGCCACAGCCAAUCCUGAUGAGGCUUUCAAGGAUGCUGAUGUCGCAUUCAUGGUUGGUGCCAUGCCCAGGAAGGAAGGCAUGGAGAGGAAGGACCUGCUCAAAGCUAAUGCUAACAUCUUCCAAACCCAGGGAAAGUCUAUUGACGCUCAUGCAAAGAAAACUAUCAAGGUCCUUGUGGUUGGAAACCCAGCCAAUACAAAUGCUCUCAUCACUCAAGUGAAUGCUCCAUCCAUUCCAAAAGAGAACUUCAGUGCUCUCACAAGGCUGGACCAGAACAGAGCUCAGGCUCAGAUUGCUGCACGUGUUGGUGUUGCCUGCAAUGCUGUUAAGAAUGUUACAAUCUGGGGCAACCAUUCCUCUACCCAAUACCCAGAUGUCAACCAUGGGACAGUCACAUUGGCUGAUGCAUCGUGUAAACCGGUUCCAGCUGCUGUCCAGGAUGAUGCCUGGCUAAAGGGAGAUUUUAUCAAGACAGUACAGACACGUGGUGCAGCGAUCAUCAAAGCCCGUAAAUUAUCCAGUGCCAUGUCUGCAGCCAAGGCCAUCUGUGAUCACAUGAGAGAUUGGUGGGCUGGAACCAAGGAGGGUGAAUGGGUAUCCAUGGGAGUCAUUUCUGAUGGCAAUGGUUAUGGUGUUCCAGCUGGCCUCAUCUACAGCUUCCCAGUCAAAACAUCUGGUGGCACCUGGAAGAUUGUUGAGGGGCUCUCAAUUGAUGACUUCUCGCGAAAAAAGAUGGACAAUACUGCAGCCGAGUUGUUGGAAGAGAGGAUGGAAGCUCUAGGCAAUUGACGUGUUACUAGCAACCUGUAAAGACACACCCUAGACCCAGAUACCUUGUCAGUUCGGCCAUUCUCUUUUAUUGCUUGUUUGGUAGAAUUGUUGAUAUGGAUUUAGUUAUUUUGUAAUCGAUCAACGUUUGGAAAAAUUCUUCCACUCAAAUUAAUAUAAACAAGUGAUCAGUGAUAAAGGAGAAUGACCUUUGCUGCUAGGUAUUAUCGCUUCAUUCGGUAAUAGGCCUUAUCCUGUCAGUUUUAGAGUUAUUGCUGGAAAUAUUGGCAUUGCCAUUAAACACCUAAAGGAAUAGAACUAUUUGACUCCAGAUCUGUUGGGGAAAUAAAAAUACGUACUAUGGUGCAGUAACUUGGUGUCCGAGGAAGCUAGCUUUCCACAGAAAAUCGAGAAUUUGAUGUAAUUUGAAUACUCUGUUAUCAUUUUGGAAUGGGGCAGUCUCGCACUCUUCAAAUAAUCGGAUUUAUUUCUUGCAUGAUAUUUAAGUGUAAACUAGGGCACAUCUAGUCGCCUUCUGUAUCUACAAUAUCUAUUCGGCUGUUGCAUAAUAUUGUUAUCCUCCAGGGGUGGUGUUCUAUGUCUUGUCAAUUUAUUUUCAAGAAACAAGAAAUAUUUCACCAUUGUCUGCUGGCCCUACCCCAUUUGUAUUCUGGAACAUUUUCUUGUUUUGAAAUCCUAUUGUUUACCCUAACGAGGAAUUUUGUAGUAAAAAUCUUGUCAUGGAAACGAAUGAAAUCGAUAAUGAAAUGCAAAUUGUAUCAGUUUAAGAGAGAAAGAGAGAGAGAGAGAUCUUUUGUGGUGUCGCUGCUUUUGUCAACUGUUAUAAUCUCUUCAAAUUUAUCCUGAUUUUCCUUUGUUGGGGAUGCUUUGGGUCCAACAGGUUGCUUGGUAUGUUUCUUUGAAGAAGGAAAAUACCAAUAAUGGACAUUUCUACUUCAUCUUCGUGUAGUGUCUCAGUGAUUGAGAGACAAAUUAUAAUCUCGUGUUCGACACCAGAAACCAAUAUCUCUGUUCCUCAAUACAUGGAGCAGUUCUGUUUGCCAUAAAAUGAUCAUGACAUGUAUAUCCAUCAAAACAUUUUACAUGUACGUGUAUACAGCUGAUUUGAUGUCAAGUAUCAUGAUUUCAGAAGCAUGCAAGCUUAUUAAAUAGAGCAGACAGGCUUUCAACUUCAAGUUGGAUUUAUAUAGCAACAUCUUGAGUUAUCCAGUCUCGGGUCAAAUUAACCAAGUCUCGCUCCCUCCCUGAGAGAGCAGCCCCAAAGGUUGCGCACCUCUCGUCCUUGCCCAACGGACUUGCGUGCAAUUAUCUUGCAUGUAACUGAAAAGGAUCUUGGUCUUUGUAACAUUGUAUAGUGUGAUUUCAAUGAGACACCGUGAUCUUUUGACUGUAAAGUUUGAACACGAACAAAUUCCACUUGCCUGAUGCCAGUGUCUAUGGUGUAGUUUUCUGUCAUAAUGUGCUAAUAUAAGAAUAAACUUAAUACAAAAGGUGUAGAUUAUAA